GUCAUCUCUGCCCUGCGCUUUCGGUCCAUCACUCUCCAUCGCCAUAAAUACCAUUGCUCCCCUGUCCUGCCAUUUCUCUUUCAAUUCAAUUCCCCUUAGCUUCUUCCAUUCCCCCCUCAUAAAAACACCAUUUUGUACUCCGAUCUCUCUAUCCCACUGUCCGUCCCUAGCUUUUGGAGAAAUUUCAAAUGGCCGAAGAAAGUAGCAUCACAGAACCAGCGAGCGGUUCGCCGGCGACUGUUCGCAGCGUGCUUCUCAUCUCCGCCGGAGCCAGCCACUCCGUCGCUCUCCUCGCUGGAAAUGUUGUUUUCUCAUGGGGGAGAGGAGAGGAUGGGCAGCUUGGCCAUGGUGAUGCUGAAGAUAGGUUUUUGCCUACUCAAGUGAGUGCAUUGGAUGGGCAGGAAGUAGUAUCUGUUAUUUGUGGAGCUGAUCACACAACAGCUUAUUCCGAGUCACUCAUGCAGGUCUACAGUUGGGGAUGGGGUGACUUUGGGAGAUUGGGCCAUGGAAACUCUAGCGACUUGUUUAUCCCUCAACCAAUCAAAGCAUUGCACGGAAUACAGAUAAAGCAAAUUGCUUGUGGGGACAGCCAUUGUUUAGCUGUUACCAUGGAAGGAGAAGUCUGGAGUUGGGGGAGGAAUCAAAAUGGUCAAUUGGGUCUCAGCACUAUAGAGGAUUCUCCUUUGCCUCAGAAGAUUGAAACAUUUCAGGGAAUUCCUGUGAAGAUGGUCGCUGCAGGUGCUGAACAUACAGCUGCUGUGACUGAAGAUGGUGAGCUGUAUGGUUGGGGAUGGGGGCGAUAUGGUAAUCUGGGUUUAGGAGAUAGGAAUGAUCGCUUAGUCCCUGAAAAAGUUUCAGCUAUACAGGGAGAGCAGAUGAUUAUGGUAGCUUGUGGAUGGCGACAUACAAUAUCUGUUUCUUCCUCUGGAUCUUUGUACACUUAUGGGUGGAGUAAAUAUGGCCAACUAGGCCAUGGAGAUUUUGAAGACCACCUUGUCCCCCUUAAGCUUGAAAUGUUGCAUGGUGCAUCUAUUUCUCAGAUAUCAGGUGGAUGGAGGCACACCAUGGCACUCACAACUGAUGGUAAGCUCUAUGGUUGGGGAUGGAACAAGUUCGGACAAGUUGGUGUUGGUGACAAUGAAGAUCGUUGUUCACCCACGCAAGUGGCAUUCCCAGAUGAUCAGAAAGUCGUUAAAGUGGCAUGUGGUUGGAGGCACACAAUAGCUGUUACUGAAAGACAAAACGUCUUUUCUUGGGGUAGAGGCACAAAUGGACAGUUGGGUCAUGGAGAAUCUGCUGACAGGAAUGUCCCGAAGAUCAUAGAAGCAUUAAGCGCGGAUGGAUCAAAUGUGCAACAUAUAGCAGUUUCCAUGUCCAAUCCAACUGCAGCAGCUGAAAAAUAUCGGAUUUCACCAACACAGAGAUAUGCAGUUGUUCCAGAUGAGAAUGCUACGGGCAAUGGAAAUGAUUUAAGUGUCCCCGAAAACGAUGUGAAGAGGAUGCGGAUAUGAAUGAGAAUAAAUUAUUGUCUUAAUGCGCUGAGUUAUAACGAUGUUUUGUACCAAUCGAUCAUCAUUCUCUAUAUUUGAGAUCGCAGUAGUAUUCUUCUCUUUCUAUCUAAUAGGUGUUUGAAGUACUUCUUUUGAAUUUGAAGGGACAAAGUUAAAAAUCUCACCUUCGUGGUUACGUUUUAUCUAUAUCAUAAACUACUCCUUUUUAAGGAGUG
This is a messenger RNA of Cuscuta europaea, 1726 nucleotides long. The record is from the annotation of a GenBank genome assembly. Lineage: Eukaryota; Viridiplantae; Streptophyta; Magnoliopsida; Solanales; Convolvulaceae.